Rosa chinensis is the source of this 423-nucleotide messenger RNA. Its product is annotated as transcription factor TCP4-like. The coding region runs from base 1 to 423 and encodes 140 amino acids. Gene Ontology annotation, molecular function: sequence-specific DNA binding; DNA-binding transcription factor activity. The record is from RefSeq and is a predicted model, not a curated record. Gene Ontology annotation, cellular component: nucleus. The transcript has a single exon. Gene Ontology annotation, biological process: regulation of secondary shoot formation. Lineage: Eukaryota; Viridiplantae; Streptophyta; Magnoliopsida; Rosales; Rosaceae.
AUGACGUCGUCCUCUGCUGCUUCUCGAUUGGGUUUGGGUAUAAGGACUGCUUCUUCCUCCAUCGCCAGCGAAAUUGCGGGGGUUCGAGGCCACAUUCUAAAGGCCACCGACCGGAAGGACCGCCACAGCAAGGUCUACACCGCUAAAGGCCCCAGGGACCACCGCGUCCGGCUCGUCGCCCACACCGCCAUUCAAUUCUACGACGUGCAAGAUCGGCUCGGAUACGACCGGCCCAGCAAGGCCGUUGAUUGCGUCAUCAAGAAAGCCAAGGCCGCAAUCGACGAGCUGCCGCCGUGGAACCCGAACAUCAAUUUCUGUUCAGACAACAUCUUCUCCGACGGUGUUGAUAUCCGCCCCGUAGGACACGCAGAACGCGAGCCUCCAUUUCUCGAUGGUGGAGACUCCGAGUUCUUUGUCUGCUAA